CCGGUCCGCCGGGGCGCCCCCCGCGCCAUGGCCACCGAGGUGCACAGCCUGCAGGAGCUGAGGCGCAGUGCAUCUCUGGCCACCAAGGUCUUCGUGCAGCGGGAUUACAGCGACGGCACCACGUGCCAGUUCCAGACCAAGUUCCCCCCCGAGCUGGAGAGCAGGAUCGAGCGCCAGCUCUUUGAGGAAACGGUGAAAACACUUAACAGCUUCUACGAAGAGGCGGAGAAGAUCGGGGGCAGCUCAUACCUGGAGGGGUGCCUGGCCUGUGCUACCGCCUAUUUCAUCUUUCUCUGCAUGGAGACGCACUAUGAGAAGGUCCUGAAGAAGAUCUCCAAGUACAUCCAGGAGCAGAACGAGAAGAUCUACGCGCCGCGGGGACUGCUGCUCACUGACCCCCUGGAGCGUGGCAUGAGGGUUAUCGAGAUCUCCAUCUACGAGGACCGGUGCAGCAGUGGCAGCUCCAGCAGCAGCAGCUCCAGCAGCAGCAGUGGUGGUGGGGGAGGCGGCGCAGGCAGCCGGUGACUGGCAGGGAGUCCCCGCGGGGACUCGUACUGCCGGGACAGUGGCCUCUUGGAGAUCCGCAGGCUGCACUACCAGAGCACCCGCUUCUGAGCCCAGGGCGGGCGGCAGGGGAGGCCAGGGCUGCCCACGGGGGCUGCCCACCCCCUGCUGCAACGUGCCUCCUGCAGCAGCUCUGGCCCCGCUCAGACCCACUGUGGGCAGGGGCUGGUGCUGGGGCAUUCCUGGUGCUGCCUGCUGAGCCAGACCUCUGCCAUAGGGCCUCCACAGCCCUCUGGGGUGCCCUGCACCACUCUCUCUGCCCCAAGCAAAGGCUCUGGCUCUGCCUUGGGCAGCCCCAGCUGGCAGUGAGCUGUGUGCAAUGCCUCAGGGAGCAGUGGGACCCACAGAGCCCCAGGAAGGGCUAAGGGGAGGGGAUCUUGUCCUGAUGCCCACGGGCACUGCCAGCCCCUGCUGCUGCUCCCCCUUGCCUGGGCGUCCUGCCCUUGGUGCUGCGGGGCAGCCUCAGCUGCUGUGCGCCUGAUGCCCAGGGCGUGUGGCAAAGCCCUGGGGCUGCUCCAUCUGCAUGACGGUGCUGUGCGCAUGCCCCAGACCCUGCCCUGACCCAUCUGGCCAUCCCCAGCCGGCCCUGGGCUGGUGCCAGCUCCCCAGCCCCAAGCCCCGCAGUGUGGGCAGGGUGAUGCGGCGCUGGGCAGGCUCCUGCAGCUGUGCCACGCUCUUCCCGGGCUCCAUGCACGGCCCAGCACAGCCCUGCAUGGCAGAGGCUGAGCUAUGAGAUGGGGGUCUGUGCCUGGCUGCCAGCAGCGUCCUGACCCCGCUGCCCCCCAGCCUGCUCCCCCUCGGGACGGUGCCUGGUGGAGCCUCGUCCUGCCGAGCUCUUCCCUGCCCAAGCGUCCUGCAUGUGCCUGUCGCUCCCCUGCAGCAUGAAGUGCCCCUGCCAGGCUGCCGCAGCCCCGCAGUGCUGCUCGGGUGCCCCAGCACAGGGCUGUGGCAUGGACACCCUCCCUCCCGCUUGCUUAGCCCCCGGCAGCCAAAGCGCUGCCCCACAGCAGCAGCGUGGCCCAGGGCCCUGCUUCCCCAGCGAUGCCCACAACUCGGAGAAGUGUGAGCCUUGCAGAAACGCCUCGUCUCAGCCCUUCCGGCCACAGGACCCGGCCGUGCAGCCUGGCCUGGCCUGGCUGGGGGCCAGUGGGGCCGUAUGGACAUGGCAGCCUGCAGUGGGGGCCCAGAGGGGUGCCCAGGCCUGGCUGUAAGGUGUGGGGCCAGGUGGAGGUUUGUGGGCCAGGGUCGGAUGAUGGGAGGAAAAGGGACCCUGUGAAGAGCCCCUGCCUGGGUGCUGAGCUGCGCUGAGCUGGCGUCGCUCUCUUGGGGUGCCGGAGGGAGAGCUGGGCCCCGUGGGCUCCCUUUUGGCUCUGCCAUCGUGCGCCUGCGGGGUGACUGGCCCCAUGGCUCCCACUCAGGCACCUCUGCAUGGAAACCUCCCACAAUAAACCCCACGCUUCGUCCCUU
Messenger RNA from Dromaius novaehollandiae (emu), 2031 nucleotides. It is a transcript of the gene GOLGA7B, whose product is annotated as golgin A7 family member B. The record is from RefSeq and is a predicted model, not a curated record. Gene Ontology annotation, biological process: peptidyl-L-cysteine S-palmitoylation; protein targeting to membrane. Bases 28 to 525 code for a protein of 165 amino acids. The transcript has 5 exons. Gene Ontology annotation, cellular component: palmitoyltransferase complex. NCBI's taxonomy places the organism in Eukaryota, Metazoa, Chordata, Aves, Casuariiformes, Dromaiidae.